GAGCUGAAUUUUCGGGAAAAAAAUUUGAUGAAGAGAAUAAUCUUAAUGUCAAUGUUUAUAUACUUGAUACAAAAAGUUUUUUAUGGGUUACUUCAACUUCUCAAAAUGCUUCAAAUUCAACACCUUCAAACGCGACAUCUUCAAAUGUGACACCUACAAAUGUGACACCUUCAAACGCGAUACCUUCAACUAAUUCUACUUUAAUUAAGAACACACCUGAUAUUAGAUUGGUUGUUGGCCUUUCUAGUUCAGCCG
Messenger RNA from Racocetra fulgida, 255 nucleotides. NCBI's taxonomy places the organism in Eukaryota, Fungi, Glomeromycota, Glomeromycetes, Diversisporales, Gigasporaceae. The record is from the annotation of a GenBank genome assembly.